AUGCUCAUCAAGUCUAGAGCUGCAUUGUCCAUAUCUUUCCUCUCGAACUCUACUGUUUUGGUAGGGUUUUGCAGGCCAAGACGCCGACCGAGGCGACGAAAGGGUGGCACGAUAAGGCUCGGGAAUCGUCGAAGAGGGUUCAGCAUUGCUGCCCGGCCGGUGGUGCAGUGGGGGGUGGUGGUGGUGAGGCCCCUCAGGAUGCUCAAGAGGGUCAUUGUGGAGAUGGUUUCCAGUGGAAGGUUAUUGGAGGCUUAUUGUUGGUCUCUUCCCUUUCUUCGACCCCCACUAUUCCCUAUGAUUUGAAUGAGUACAGUAAAAAUAAAUAAAAUUAUGUAUUAUCCAUCUGUCGAAACAAAUCGAUGAAAAAUUCAUAUGAUUUAGCA
Messenger RNA from Vitis riparia (riverbank grape), 383 nucleotides. RefSeq lists its product as uncharacterized. NCBI's taxonomy places the organism in Eukaryota, Viridiplantae, Streptophyta, Magnoliopsida, Vitales, Vitaceae. Bases 1 to 303 code for a protein of 100 amino acids. The record is from RefSeq and is a predicted model, not a curated record. The transcript has a single exon.